Acanthisitta chloris (rifleman) is the source of this 1224-nucleotide messenger RNA. RefSeq names its product sex comb on midleg-like 4 (Drosophila) (gene SCML4). The record is from RefSeq and is a predicted model, not a curated record. Lineage: Eukaryota; Metazoa; Chordata; Aves; Passeriformes; Acanthisittidae. The coding region runs from base 1 to 1224 and encodes 407 amino acids. The transcript has 7 exons. Gene Ontology annotation, molecular function: protein binding.
AUGCAGUCCCCCAGAAUGGUGGGGAGGAAGCGAGGGAGACCCCCACUCCAGCCCACACCCAUCAAAGUGGCUGUUCACAACCUCUUCUCAGCACCAGCUGGUGCUUUGCCGGUCGUGAAGAUCCCAAAGAAGAGAGGGAGAAAACCCGGGCACAAGCUGAAGUCUCGUGUCCUGAUGACUCCCUUAGCAAACUCUCCGCCGAGAAGCACGCCGGAGCCGGAUAUUAGCUCAAUCCCCCAGGAUGCAGCUACCAUACCCAACUCAGACACCCCACAGGCUCUCACAGUCUGCAUUUAUGUCAACAAGCAAGCGAACCUGGGGCCGUACCUUGACAGGAAAAAGGUGCAGCAGCUGCCAGAGCACUUUGGGCCGGAGCGACCGUCGGCAGCCCUGCAGCAGGCAGUGCAAGCCUGCAUUGACUGUGCACUCCAGCAAAAGGCAGUCUUCUCCCUCAUCAGGCAGGGCUAUGGAGGCGAGAUGGUGUCAGUUUCGGCUUCUUUUGAGGGAAAGCAGCAUCUGCAGAGCCUGCUGGUAGUCAACAGCAUUGGGUAUGUUCUGCGCUUCCUGAAGAAGCUGUGUCGCAGCCUCCUGUGUGACAAUCUCUUCAGCAAUCAGCCUUUCCAGCAGUACCACGGCGCGUCGGAGAGCCCCGAGGUUUAUGAAAACAGGCGGGUGGAGGCAGCAGCAACAGUUAUACCUGAGGACUACCUGGCUGACCCUGUGAACUCGAAGCAGUACAACGUGGAUCCUGCCGACACUGCCUUCGGUUGCAUGGGCUCCAUGUACACCAUGCGCCAGAGUCCUGCAGAUGCACAUCCUGCUGGAGGCUCCUCUUCCUCCUGUACCCACCGUCCUGCCCCGAUGUCUUCAGGAGGGUCCUCAUCUACUGGCCUGCUGCAUCAGACCUCCAGUCCAACGAGGAACGAGGCCUAUCUUGAAGGCAACAGAAGUGCCUCAAGUGCUUCACCAGAACGACAAGAUGCAGCUCGGCCAUCAAGCAAGAAUCCUUUGACCUGGACGGUGGAUGAUGUGGUCUGGUUUGUGAAGGAUGCAGAUCCUCAUGCUUUAGGUCCCCACGUGGAGCUCUUCAGAAAACACGAGAUUGAUGGCAAUGCUUUGUUACUGCUGAAAAGCGACAUGAUCAUGAAAUACCUGGGGUUGAAACUGGGACCUGCGCUGAAACUGUGUUACCACAUUGAUAAGCUCAAGCAAACCAAGUUCUAA